This is a messenger RNA of Penicillium longicatenatum, 3759 nucleotides long. RefSeq names its product putative ubiquitin fusion degradation protein (Ufd1). Lineage: Eukaryota; Fungi; Ascomycota; Eurotiomycetes; Eurotiales; Aspergillaceae. Bases 1 to 3759 code for a protein of 1252 amino acids. Gene Ontology annotation, cellular component: VCP-NPL4-UFD1 AAA ATPase complex. The record is from RefSeq and is a predicted model, not a curated record. Gene Ontology annotation, molecular function: polyubiquitin modification-dependent protein binding. The transcript has 5 exons.
AUGUCCGACUUGUGGUCUGCUCUUGUUUCUGCCAUUGACUCCGACUUCGACGCCAUGCCUGCCGUCCUACAAUCCACUAUUCACCUUUUGGAGACGGAGCUCGUAAAAGCCCGUGCCGCCCUCCAAGAGAUCCAACCCCAUACGCCGAUCUUGCGUAUCGGAGAUGAAGUCGCCGUCGGCGCUAUGAUCGCCUAUCGCCAAAAUCUCGUCAGCCGCGCCCCCGAUUUCUAUGGCUCUCGUCGCCUUACUGCAAAAGAACUGGGCCUUGAACCCGUCGUGCCUGAAAUUCCUCAGAAAAUCACUACAGAUGUAAUCUCUAUGCCAGAGCCCGCACCUCCACGUCGAGCGCCUAUCGAAGAGGCCCUAACUAAUAGCCUGAUCCUGGAUCAUGUCGCGCCUUAUCUUGCAGCCCCAUCCUUGCUAGCGCUGGCAUCGACAUCGCGACUCAUGUACAGCAUGAUUACACAAACUCCCUAUAUUUUCCGCCACCUUGAUUUGACUCGCUGCCGAGGCGCUCAGCUUCCCAAAAAGUCGCAGCGCCAGGAUGAACUGCAGACAGAAGACGAAGUAUAUUCUGCCCCACUGCGACGCAUUUUCGCUAGCCUCGAGAAGAGAUCAGUGCUGCAGGAUGUGCGCACCCUGGUCUUGGAUGGCCUACCAGUUCCUGCCGAUCUAGUCGCCGAUAUUAUCCUAACAGAUCGAUUUAAUAUCAGCAUUCUCUCGAUCCGCGAGUGUCUCCACCUCAAUGAGCGAAAGCUCAUGCAGGUCAUUCAACAUGCCGUUCGACCCACACGACCAGAGGGUACUCCCCGGAUCAAGGGUAUCUAUCACUUUUCCCCCAGAACCAAGGCACCGAAGGGUGUAGUGCGACGCCGGUAUCGCGACUGGUGGGGCUCUCGCAUUGGCUCCCGGAGCCCGAGUCAGAGCUCGAGCUCUAGCUCAUCGAGCGCUUCGUCAGAUGACGAGGAAGAGAUCCCCAAAACACCCGCAGAGCAAAAUGAAUGGUAUAGCUCCUCGGGGAGAUUGUUCAAACAUACUCUGGAUGAUGGCUGGGCACAAACCUUGCAGAAAUGUGAGGGUAUCAUUGCAUUUGAUGCGGUGCUUUGUCGUGGACCGCGUCACGAUGUCAAUCUGUAUUCUGUGGACGAAGGCAAGUUGGCUCCAGAAGCUCCUCUUCUGGGACCAGCGGUGGCAACCGUGGCACUCGGACCACGGGGCUGCGAUGGAUGUCAUAGCUCUCCGGAGGGACCAGCGAUCUGGGGCCAAUCCCCGGAUCUACAGUUCCCACUGCUGAACCCAAUGCCAUUACACGUGUCCAAUGUCGCCGCAGCGAAGCGCCCUGAACAGAUUCCAGGACAACACCCAUGUCUGAUUAACUCUGUACCAGGAGUGAGCAAGGAUUGCUGGGAGUGUGGGCCGACCAUUGCCAGCAUACCUGCCAGAGCUGCCAGGGUGACUACUGCAUUGAUCACAACGAAGGGUGUUCCGCCACGAUGUGUGAUUGGUGCAAUACCAGUAGUCGCCACCCGAACACCUCGUCUACGUGGAGAUAAGAUCACCCUCCCCCAAUCCGCCCUCGAACAGCUUCUUGCCGCUGCGCCCCUCCAAGCUGUCCCGCCGAACCCUCGUGUGCACACCACUUCCUUUGAUCCCUUCAACCCACACACAUUCGCUGCAGAAUCCCGAGCCCGUCAACAAAUCGAGAAUCGCCAGCACCAGCUUCCCCACCCGCUCACUUUUCGCGUCGUAAAUCCCCAGAAUGGUCGUUUCGUCUACGCGGGGAUCCGAGAGUUCUCCGCUGCGGAGAACGAAGUCGCACUGAGCGCUUUGCUCCGAGAGUCACUUGGGAUUCAAGACACCGAAUUUGAGUUGGAAACCAACGGUGCGACACAGGAUACAGAUGGGACAGAAAUACAGGAUCAACCAUCAAGUCCAACGGUGACUGUGCAUGCGAAGCAACUGCCCAAAGGCACUUAUGUGCGACUUCGCCCGCUUGAGGCUGGCUAUGACCCCGAGGAUUGGAAGGCUUUACUGGAGCGACAUUUACGGGACAACUUCACAACUCUGACCGUCAACGAGAUACUCAACGUCCCCGGGACGCGCAAUGAGGCUUUCCGCUUUCUGGUCGAUAAGGUGUAUCCGGAGGGCGAUGGGAUUUGUGUCGUAGACACAGACCUGGAGGUUGACAUUGUUGCGCUGACGGAGGAACAAGCCCGGGAAACUCUACAGAAACGAUUGGAACGGGCAGCGCGGGCACCAGGUACAACAAGCGGCAGCUCAGUUGGCGGUGUUCUCGCCGUCGGAGAGAAUGUAACGGCCCAGGUCUUGCCGGGGGAAUACGUUGAUUAUGAGCUUCGAGAAUGGAAUCGGGAGGACACGCUCGACGUGGAACUCAUUACAGAGGAUCCGAACCUCUGCCUUUUUGUCAGUCCUCUUGGUGCACGUCAACAAAGCCGUCCUCGGGCGGACAUGCAUGUUUGGGGAGAUUUCUCGAGCCAGUCUCCCAAGCGAGUGAAGAUCCGGUCUACAAAUGUGGCUCUUGAGGGAGCAGAUGCUCUCUACAUCUCAGCCCAUGUCAAUCCCAUCACAUCAGGCCCCGAGGAUGCUGCACCUACGCAGCAGUCUCCGGCGCAAUAUCACCUACGAAUAACCACCAAUACACUAGAGGGAGAGGAGGAGACAGAAGAGAUCCACGAGGAUGGGGACGUGCAGUGUCAGAAUUGUCGACAAUGGGUGCCGCAGCGGACAUUGGUUCUUCAUGAGAAUUUCUGUCUCCGAAAUAAUGUCCUCUGUCCUCAAUGCAACAAUGUUUUCCAAAAACGGUCGCCAGAGUGGGAGAACCAUUGGCAUUGCUCCCAUGACUCGGCCCAUGGAAAUGAUGCCUCCAGCAAGCUCAGCCACGACUCCAUCUUCCACAGCGCCUACAGCUGCCCUGAUUGUGCCGCUCAAUUCGAAGGCCUUCCUUCACUGGCACAGCAUCGCACAACCGAAUGUCCAGGCAAAUUAAUCCUAUGUCAAUUCUGCCAUCUACUCGUCCCACAAAAAGGCGAGGCAGACCCCGAUCUCAACGACCCAGAAGUCAUGCUCUCCGGCUUAACACCACACGAGCUAUCAGACGGCGGCCGCACAACAGAAUGCCAUCUAUGUAAUAAAAUCAUCCGACUUCGCGAUAUGAACACGCAUCUCAGACACCAUGAACUAGAGCGUGUUUCACGUCCCGCUCCCCGUAUCUGUCUGAACCAAAAUUGUGGUCGUACACUCGGCAACGCAAGCAACGCGUCCCUUGGUCUAUGUAGUAUAUGCUACGGACCACUGUAUGUUGAUACAUAUGACCCAGAAGGCAAAGCGCUCCGCCGCCGUAUUGAACGCCGCUAUCUAUCCCAAAUGAUGACCGGUUGCGGCAAACCAUGGUGUCAGAACGAGUACUGCAAGACUGGAAAACAGAACAGCAAAUCUGCAGAUGGUUCACCUGCGCCCAUGGGCGUGGCUGAUAUUAUGAAGGUUACGCGCCCGCUUGUGGAUGCUAUCAAUUUCAACCCUGAAGUACCCAAUACAUCGCCAAUGUACUUCUGUACCGAUGAGACGGGACAGAUUCGUCGUAACUUGGCGGAGAUGCUCUCUGCUGAGGGAUCUGCUGAUGGCAAGGUCUAUGCCCUUGCAUGGUGUGUUGCUGGUGCUGAGGCGGCGGGUGGUGAUCUGGAAAAAACCAGAGAGUGGCUAGCGAAAUGGGCACCGACGCAAAGUGAAUUAAGUAGGUAA